Molecule: messenger RNA, 2162 nt
Organism: Harmonia axyridis
Lineage: Eukaryota; Metazoa; Arthropoda; Insecta; Coleoptera; Coccinellidae
Product: homeobox protein HMX3-like
Exons: 3
Coding region: 274-1272 (332 amino acids)
Biological process (GO): regulation of transcription by RNA polymerase II; cell differentiation
Cellular component (GO): nucleus
Molecular function (GO): DNA-binding transcription factor activity, RNA polymerase II-specific; RNA polymerase II cis-regulatory region sequence-specific DNA binding
Source: RefSeq, a predicted model, not a curated record
GCAGGAUCGUUGAGCUUUCGUACCGUCGGCCGAGUCGAGCGUUUUGGGGCUUUCGCAGCGUCCUGCGUUUGACAUGGCGUAGAAGGUCCAUUUCCACGCGUGAUCCUUCGAGGGGGAACACGCGUUCGCUACCGAUCGUCAUACUCCGGAUCAGACACGAGCUAGACACGCGGUUUUUACUAAUCAAACAAACAAACAAUCAAGUCGACUUUGCAUGCCGUCGCUGAAAAUUCGAAAAACGCGUAUGUGAACUUUUCGCAUGAAAAUUCUGAAAUGUUUGCGGAGGAUCAAGACAGUGUUAAGUUGUCACCUGACCACGAGUUCUCAUUCGGCCCUAUAUCGCCUAUAUCGCCGAGAAUAGACAGUGUAGAUAGUGCCAGUGUCAGAAAUGAGCCUACCGAAGACAACAAUCCUAUAAUGACAUUCACCUGGCAUGAGCACGUUUAUAGAAGACUGACAACAAAACCAACACCGCAUUACAUUGAAAAUAUUCUCGGUAUACAUGGUGACAAGGCUCUAGAUACUAAUUCUGAUGUCGAAAUGAACAAUUUGUGCCUAUCCGCAGUUUCAGAAGACAAUUUUGCGAAAGUACAAUCAAAUGUUACAGACACUAAUGAACCUCUUAACUUAUCCAUCAGAAGUAGCGCCAAAGUGAAGACGAAAGUUUCCAAAGAAACGAAUAAAAAGAGGAAAAAGGGAAGAGAAAGGGAACCACUGGACUUGAAGUUGCCUGGUCAUACGAAAAACCACGUGGAAUCAUUACGAGAAGAUAGAGAAACCAAGAGCAAGAAGAAGAAGGCUAGGACAACAUUCACUGGUAGACAAAUUUUUGAAUUAGAGAAACAAUUCGAGCUUAAAAAGUACCUGAGCAGUAGUGAGAGAUCAGAAAUGGCCAAACUACUGAAUGUGACGGAAACGCAGGUGAAGAUUUGGUUCCAAAACAGGCGGACAAAAUGGAAAAAGAUAGACAACAUUUCAAACGCCGAGGCAGCAGGUCAUAAAAACCACGCGAUCACGAAAGACGGCUCGAAAAAUACCGACGAAAAAAUUAGGAUAUUUUCGAAAACGAUCAGUCAAAGUUCGAAUUCCAGCUUGGAGAGCGAUUCGAAAAGUUCGGCCACUUCUGCAGUCACUGAUUCGUCCUUACCUCACAAAACCUUUAAGGACAUCUUAAAAACCAACGGUCUCGAUGACACGAUUUUCGAGGAUAAAAUGGACACCACCAAAGAUAUACUGUUAAAUCUGACUUUCAAAACUGAAAAAAACUCGUAAAAUAUGUGUAGGUGUGAAUGUAUAUUUCUAUAUGUUUUCUACCAAGUGUUUAUGACUGAUAUCUAGAUCGAACCUGAAAGAAUUUAAUAUUAUGUUUUGUACACAAAAAUGCAAGUUUAAGUUUUACUUAAAUCUACCAAAAUUAAUGUUAUCCAAGUAAUAUUACUCCUAUUCAUUCUGUACGAAAAUAUUCAAUAAUAAUUUGGUACCGACCCCUAUAUAUGGAAGAUAUCUGAAUGAUAAAUUGCCAGUAUAUCUAUCACCAUUCAUCCAUAGAUGGCAGCAUCUACCCAAUAGUUGGCAGCCACUAUCCAACAGAUGGCAGUACAUACCGGAAUAUAAAGAUGCACUUCUUUUUCAAACUUGAAUAUAUAAUUUUGAAAACAUAAUUGUAUAUUCCCCAAAUUUUAUGAACUCUUUUUACAGUUUGUUUCCAUUGAGCAUUUUUCAAGAAUCCGUUCUCUUUCAAACCAGUCUAAAAACCCACAACUGUCCACUUGCCGAUUAAAAAUUUGAAUUCUGUAUAACUGAUAUAGAAAAAGAAUAGAAGUAGUGUUACUAUUUGUAAUAGAUGUUCCAUUAAAACUUUUAUUUUGAAAUCAAGAUGAAGAUCAUUUCUAAGCCUGUGAAAAGUUGAGGAGCAAUAUUCUAUUUGAGUUCUGAAUUUAUUUUUAUAAUGUUAUUCUCGUACUUAAUUUUAUAGUUUGUUAUUUUUUUAUUUCCUUGUAGUAUUUUAUCUUCAAAUACUUAAGAACAAAAACUAAGACUUAAUGAUGCCAGACUAGUUUUUCUGUGUACAAUAGAAUGGAGGAGGAAUUUUCAGCUUACAAGUGUUAGCUGAACUUCUUCAGCCAUUUAUAUUGUUGAACAAAUAAAAUUGUUUUCUUUUA